GCCCGCCCGCGCGGAGGGCCCUGGGCGGCAGCCGUGGCCGGGCGGAGCUGCGAGCUGAGCGGGGAGCUCGCCGAGGGGGUCUGGAGCCGCCGCCCGAAGCUCGCCGGGGUCUCUGGGCAGAGCCAUGCCGCUGUGGGGCGCCGCCCUCGCGCUGUUCCUGGGCGCCCUCGCCUUGCUCCUCCUGCUCGUCCCCAGACUCGUGCGCACAGUCGGAGCGAGGACCCAGCCCGGAGCCCUGAUCCAGAACGACGAGGUGGACGGGGGAGGCCCCGAGGAUCAGUUCAGCGACCGGCGUGAGUCGCUGCCCGGCGGUUGCAGCCUCCUCUGUAAGCCGUCGGCGCUGGCCCAGUGCCUGCUGCGCGCCCUUCGACGCUCGGCGGCGCUGGAGCCUGGACCUCGGCCCUGGCUCUCCGGGCCCCACCUGCAGACCCUCUGCCACUUCGUCCUUCCCGUCGCGCCGGGGCCUGAGCUGGCCCGGGAGUACUUGCAGUUGGCAGACGAUGGGCUGGUGGCCCUGGACUGGGUCGUAGGACCUUGCGCCCGGGGUCGCCGGGUCACCAGCGCUGGGGGCCUCCCGGCGGUGCUGCUGGUGAUCCCCAACGCAUGGGGGCGCCUCACCCGCAACGUUCUCGGCCUUUGCUUGCUCGCCCUGGAGCGCGGCUACUACCCGGUCAUCUUCCACCGCCGUGGCCACCACGGCUGCCCUCUGGUCAGCCCUCGGCUGCAGCCUUUUGGGGACCCGUCGGACCUUAAAGAGGCGGUCACCUACAUUCGCUUCCGACACCCUGCGGCCCCGCUCUUCGCCGUGAGCGAGGGCUCAGGCUCCGCGCUGCUGCUGUCCUACCUGGGCGAAUGCGGCUCCUCCAGUUACAUGACGGGUGCCGCCUGCAUCUCGCCCGUGCUGCGCUGCCGCGAGUGGUUUGAGGCCGGCCUGCCUUGGCCUUAUGAGCGAGGCUUUCUGCUGUACCAGAAGAUCGCCCUCAGCAGGUAUGCCACAGCCCUGGAGGACACAGUGGAUACCAGCAAGCUGUUCAAGAGCCGCUCCCUUCGAGAGUUUGAGGAGACCCUCUUCUGCCACACCAAGAGUUUUCCCAUCAGCUGGGACACCUACUGGGAUCGAAAUGACCCGCUCCGGGAUGUGGAUGAGGCAGCUGUGCCCGUGCUAUGCAUCUGCAGCGCUGAUGACCCUGUGAGUGGGCCCCCAGACCACACUCUGCCUACUGAACUCUUCCACAGCAACCCUUACUUCUUCCUGCUGCUCAGUCGCCAUGGAGGCCACUGUGGUUUCCUGCGCCAGGAGCCCUUGCCAGCCUGGAGCCACGAGGUCAUCUUAGAGUCCUUCAGAGCCUUAACUGAGUUCUUCCGAAUGGAAGAGAGGAUGAAAGGGCUGAGCAGGCACCGGACCUCAUUCCUGGGAGGCUGCCGCCGUUGGGGAAUUCUGCAGAAGCGGGAGGUCUCUCCCUCAUCCAAUCUGGAAGAGAUCUUUAGCUGGAAGCGAUCAUAUACAAGGUGAGACCUGGCAGGAGAAGCCCUUGGUCUUUCAGGGAUAUGGAAUCCCCAAAAGAUAAUGGGGACUGGAUGGGGCAGCUCCAGUGUUUUGCUUCUGAUUCUGCUCCGUCUCUUAAACUGGUUUGUGGAAAGAGAUGGAGCUACCUGCAAACCCACCCUCCCCACCUGAGUGGAACUCCCAUCCAGGCUCUGUCGAACACAUUCCUGCUCAUCCUAAUUAUCCCUGGUCACUGUCUCCUGCCAAAAACUACAUAAGCCAAAGAAUGACACCUUUUAAGUCCAUGGACUCAGGAGAAAAAUGCUUUCUUCCUAGCCACGACUACAGGGAAAAUGAGUUUAUGCAUGUCAUUUGGCUGUUCUGUCCCACAUAAAUAACGCAGUGACUGAUUCUUGAGCUGGAGCCACUUGAUGUAGAAAGGACAGGAUGUUUAUGUCUCAAUCCCACUUCCCUCAUGUGCUCUGUGGUUGUGGCUCUGCUCUGACUUAAUGCACCAGCAGCUGUGGACCCAGGCUCCUGGAGUUGCCUGAGUCUGAAAAAGCAGCAGAGCAGGAAGGGCUGGCAAGGGUGAGAAUGAGGAAGCCUGGCCUUUGGCACGAAGAUCCAUUCUCUAAGAGGAGCUCUGUCAAUCUCAACUGAGAAUGGGGCUGAUCUGGGAUUCUAGCCUAGGCCCUCAAGCCUCACUGGAGGGACCCCAAGGGAUUUUAGAAACAGGAACUGCUCUCACCCACAGUCUAAGGGCUCUGUUAGACACUGGCUCAAGUAGCCAGGUUCUCAAGUAGAUGUUCCCUCUUGUUCCAUUUCAAGGGAUUCCUCCAGAGAAGCCCAGCGAGAGCUACUUUUUCUCCUGAAAUGUGGGUUUUCUCUAAGUCAUUAAGAAGUACAAACCUCAUAACUCAGGGUUUCUUAUUCCCUUUUAUGAUGCCCCUAGCCUCUUCCUUUCCAGAGCCAGGACAGACAUCUGGGACCAGAGGAAACAGCACCAAGAGGUUGAGUAGCACUCACUCAGUGAUAAAUGGAUGUUUCACAUUACAAUGCUUUGUCUCCUCGGUUAUUCAAAAGGCCAUCCAUGUCAAGGUGGAAAGUCUUUCUGGAUCUGACCAGGGGCUACGUGGGUAUUUGGUACUAUGACAAUAAUGCUGAAGACAAGAGUGAAAUAAGGCAUAGAGUACAGAUUGGUCUACAUAUUCUGGUUUGGUUUGGGACAUUAAAUUCUUCCUUUUUUUUUUUUUUUUUGACAAUGAGAGAUCUGGUUCCAUAUUCAAAAAUUUAAUAAGGCUUGCCCUAAAGUUUUAUUUAUUUAUUUUGGUGCUGAGAUUAAAGCCAGGGCCUUGUCCAUGCUAAGUAAGUGCUGUACCACAAAGCUAUAUUCUCAGCCCAGAAUUUUUAAUUCAUCAGUGAGAAAGCGGGCACCUGGUUUUGGUUUUGUUUUUUUCCAGUACCCUGGAUUGAACUCAGGGACUUGCUCUUGCGAGGCAGGUGUGGCCCCCAAGAGAGCACCUGUUUUGACCUCACAAACAUCAAAGCAAUUUUAUUUUAUUAUCACUUUUUGGUACCGGGGAUCAAACUUGGGUCCUUGUGCUUGCGAGGCAGGCAGCGGAACCACUGAGGUAAAUCCUUGGCCCCAGCAAACCAGUUUUAAAAAGACGUUUAUACCAAAAGGCACACCUUGAGUCUUGGGUUGAGGUGUUCCUGGUGCCAUGAGUUCAGAUUCAGAUGGUCUUGCUGCGGUCUCAUUUUUUUUUUUUGGUACGAGGGAUCGAACUUAGGACCUUGCGCUUGUGAGGCAGGCGUGGCGACAUUGAGCUCAAUGCCUGGCCCCAGUCUCAUUCUUUUAGCUAAAAAACAAAACAAAAGAAAAACCCUGAACUAACUCCAGUAAUCUAAACUGAAAUACAGACAACACUCAGUUGUCUAAGGCAUAUUAUCCUGUUGUGAAAAAAA
Molecule: messenger RNA, 3451 nt
Organism: Heterocephalus glaber (naked mole-rat)
Lineage: Eukaryota; Metazoa; Chordata; Mammalia; Rodentia; Bathyergidae
Gene: Abhd15
Product: abhydrolase domain containing 15
Biological process (GO): lipid metabolic process
Molecular function (GO): monoacylglycerol lipase activity; short-chain carboxylesterase activity
Source: RefSeq, a predicted model, not a curated record